GAACAGUUUGGGAUGAAAGGAACUUUUUUUUUUUUUUUAUUCUAAACAAAUCACAGCCGAGAAACAAUACAAUUCACUAAAAGGAAAUCACCAGCAUCGCCAUAAAACUCGCUUUUUUCUGCGACGAACAUUGGAGGGGAUUCGCACGGCCAUUCGCAAUCGCAUUCGCACUCGCACUCGCAUUCGCAUAUAUUCACUUUGCACAAAACUUUUGGGACGACGCAUUUGCAUUAAGCAUACACGACACACAUGGCAAACCACCACCUUGGGCAAGCCCAAACGGCACGCACAUCUUCUCUUCAGUCAGCCCAGUCUCCCUUUGCGCACCACGCAGUUCAGUUCACAACAGGCGCUCUCGCUGCCUGUGGUGCCGUUACUUUUACAAACCCUUGGGAGGUAGUGAAAACACGCCUGCAACUGCAAGGUGAACUUGAGCGCCGUGCUCUGCCCCUUCGCCUUGCACCGUCUGUUCCGAAUACGGUGGCGGCAGCUCCUCAUCCUUACGGAAAUGCCUUCUCUGCCUUUGUAACCAUUUUUCGAAAUGAGGGCCUGCGGGGAAUACAACGAGGAUUGGGCCCGGCCUAUGCGUACCAGGUUCUACUCAAUGGCUUUCGUCUCGGUCUCUAUGAACCAAUAAAACUGGCUUACUUGCGUGCUUUUGAUAUGACCAGUCACGGUCAUGCCACUCAACUGCCGGCGAUGAUUAUGGCUGGAGCGACUUCCGGUAUAAUAGGAGCCUCAGUCGCCUCCCCAUUAUACCUCGUCAAAACCCGCAUGCAAUCUUACACAACUACGUCGACUGCCGCGGUGGGUGCUCAGCACAGUUAUGUUCAACAGGGCACCGUGCGUGCGCUUCAAAUCAUUUAUCGUGGAGAAGGAUUGCGCGGUUUAUGGCGAGGUGUGGACGCGGCAAUGUUACGAACUGGAAUAGGCUCCGCAGUCCAGCUUUCCAGCUACGACUCCUGUAAGCACUUGUUGUCACAAAGCGGAUGGUUCAAUCUUCAUGAUGGACAUGGCGGCCUGGAACUGCAUCUCGCAGCGAGUUUGAUCACGAGUCUUUUCGUUUGCAUUGCGAUGAAUCCCUUCGAUGUGGCCAGCACGCGAAUGUACAAUCAACGAACAGCUGCGGAUGGGAAGCAUGGUGCUUUGUAUAAAUCAGGGAUCGACUGUCUCGUCAAGACUGCAAAAGUUGAGGGCGUAGCUGCCUUGUACAAAGGAUUCACAGCACAUUAUCUGCGGGUGGGACCCCACACCAUUCUAACAUUCGUAUUUUUGGAGCAAUUACGAAAAAUGGGACGAAUUCUUCUGCCGCCGCAAUGAAUAGGAGAGCAUGUAGCUUGUAGAUUGCAAGCGGAGACAUAGCAUCCAUAGAUCAUACUUAUAGAGCUCAUAGAGUAGCAGUCGACAUUCGUCUGGUGCUAGCAAGACAUUUUGGGAAUACUACAGCUGCAAGGGACAAGACAACUUUGACCAGAUGCUAUGAAUUCACGUCGAUUCAAGUAUACAAGUUUAAAUACAUUUACACGGAGUCUCACAUGUCAA
This is a messenger RNA of Spizellomyces punctatus DAOM BR117, 1542 nucleotides long. RefSeq lists its product as uncharacterized. The transcript is spliced from 6 exons. Lineage: Eukaryota; Fungi; Chytridiomycota; Chytridiomycetes; Spizellomycetales; Spizellomycetaceae. The coding region runs from base 250 to 1320 and encodes 356 amino acids. The record is from RefSeq and is a predicted model, not a curated record.